UAUCUGUCUACUAAUGAUCUGUACCACAGGGUACUGAAACCCCCAGGAGGAGGCUCCAGUAAUCUCUUUGGGAGUCCAGAAGACACCACUUCUUCCAGCAGAUCACACAAGAUGUCAUCUAACAUAUUUGGAGCAGCUGAAGGACCUCAGAACCUUCCAAAGAAAACAAACCCUCCAGGGGGGAAAGAGAGUGGUAUCUUUGAGGAGCCUAGCCCUCUUCAAGCUCGUCAGCGUACAAAUCCACCUGGUGGGAAGACAAGUGAUAUCUUUGGGUCUCCAGUGCCUGCCAGCGUUGUCCGAGCACACCCAAACAAGCCCAAGGAUAGUAUUGUCUUAAAAGAAGAGAAGGCACCACAGGAACUAAAAGUUGCAGAAAACAACAAACUGCAAGUGGAAGACAGAGUUGAGAAAAAGGAGCAACCCAAGGAGCCAGAACCUAAGAUUGAUAAUCAUGAACCCAGACUAGGGCCAAGGCCACGAUCACACAACAAAGUCCUCAACCCCCCUGGUGGCAAAUCUAGCAUUGCAUUUUAUUAGGAACAGCUGUCUGCUUUCACUAAUGGAGUCUGCACAGAAACUUUAUCUGUGGGUCUUGAGGUCAGUUUCUAGGCUGUCCCCUGGAGGCAGGGGAAUGUGACCUUUAGUUUCCUGUCUACACUCUGGAUUAGAACAGGGGAAAGCCUGCUGAUUGCAGGGCCCUCU
Gavialis gangeticus (Gharial) is the source of this 702-nucleotide messenger RNA. RefSeq names its product hematological and neurological expressed 1 like (gene JPT2). The annotation marks the transcript as partial. Gene Ontology annotation, cellular component: nucleus. NCBI's taxonomy places the organism in Eukaryota, Metazoa, Chordata, Crocodylia, Gavialidae. The record is from RefSeq and is a predicted model, not a curated record. The transcript is spliced from 4 exons.